AUGGUGCAGUGUGCAGCUUUCAAUUGCACAGUUAAGUCUGGACAAGGGAAAAGUAUGUUUUUGUUCCCAAAAGACCCUAAACUAAAGAAAAUUUGGACUCUUAAAUUAAAGAGAGAUGGAUUUCAACCGACCCAAUACACAAAGCUCUGUGAACUUCACUUUGACGAGGGUCAAUUUACUGUACAUCCAGGCUUAGCUGCUUCUGUUGGCUUUCAACCGAAAUAUAAAAUUUUGAAACCUGGGGCAGUCCCAACAAUUUUUGAUUAUUCAAGCCCAGCUAGACCUUGUAAAAGACCGAGUGACGCAGAAUGUGAGGAUUUGUACUCGCCAACACCUGCUAAGACUCCCAGAAAAUCAUCAGCACUGGAGAAAAUUCGCAAGAAAAGGCGCUUAACGGGUAUUGAUAUGGUGUUACCCAGGGAAUGCCAACAGAGUAACUCUGGUACAUCACACAAUAUAGACCAGUGUCUACUAGUGCAGGAUAACGAUGCAGCAGCUGAUACAAUCGGGGAAAAGGAUGACUCUAACUGCUUUUCCAAACUGACCCAAACUACAUAUAGUUUAGUUAAGCGACGUCAUGUCAGGGUUCAAACUGAGACUACACCUGAUCCUGUUGUGAGACCAAUCCUGGUUUCUACUGGAACUCAGACGGAUGAGAGUAGAUUAGAUGAUGACUUAAACACCAGGUAUAUGUCCAUUGAUGAUAAUGAAUUGGAAGAUCCAGACUGGAUACCAGAUGAAAACAAUGAUCAGCUUGAUAAUACAGAACAAGAGAUAAGUCCAGCAAAAGAGAGAAAAUUUAUAGUAUUCGAAUCCUGCUUGGAAAGUUUGUUUGUAGUUUGUAACAACUGUGAAUCCACAUGCAAAGUCACCAAAAAUGUAGUUGGUUCUUACGUUCAGGUUACUAGCCUCUGUGAAAACUGCUGCCUAGUCAAAAAAUAG
Messenger RNA from Saccostrea cuccullata (small rock oyster), 942 nucleotides. RefSeq lists its product as uncharacterized. NCBI's taxonomy places the organism in Eukaryota, Metazoa, Mollusca, Bivalvia, Ostreida, Ostreidae. Gene Ontology annotation, molecular function: sequence-specific DNA binding. The coding region runs from base 1 to 942 and encodes 313 amino acids. The record is from RefSeq and is a predicted model, not a curated record. The transcript has 3 exons.